UACACAAAAAAACGUCCCAACCGCAUAUCUCUGUGCUCAUUUCUGCUAUGUCCUUGUGUAUACGGAAUGUUAAAAGUGUGUGAUUUCUUAUCAUUUAUUAUAAAUUACUCUCUGUUCAUUGCUAUUGCAUCAUUUGCUAGUCAAACCAGUUAUUGUCUACUCAUUGUUAUUAUUGCAUCAUCAGCUAGUCCAACGACCUAAAUCUUUACUUUUUUGUGGGGUUGGGCCGACUUCCUGAACCGUUUGAACUUGAUCUUGUAGGGUUCUCUCUCUUCCUUGCGUUCUUAAUUGAUCGAAUGCACCAUUAUAUGUGGAAAUUGAACAAAUUUAGAAGUGAUUCUGGAGACUCGAAACAAGAAGUCGAGAGGCUUGAGAAAGAAAAGUUACAACUGAAGGAAAAGGAAGAGAGAGCUGCUGAAGAAGUAAAACGAUUACAGAAAGAAAUUUCUAGUUUGAUGGAGAAUUUGAAUAAGCUAAAGGCGGAGUCUGCAGAAAAAGACAAGAAGGUGGGAACUGCUGAAGCUCAUGUCGUUGCUCUCCAGAAACAAGCUGCAGAUCUGCUUCUCGAGUAUGAUCGUUUAUUAGAAGAUAACCAGAAUCUUCAGAACCAAGCUCAUGGUUUUCGGAGUUGAGAUACUUGAAGGAAUCAAACUGUCAGAAAUUUUGAAAAUUGUUUUGGUAAUGGGCGACUAUAAUGAUCAAUGAUCACGAUCAGCCAACACAAUGUCUUGAUGUUUCAGCGUUAACGCAGAAGGGAUUUGAACAGCAGGAUUUAGCAGGAUCGAUUAAUAUUAUUACAGUUUAUCGAAAAUUGCUGUCAUCAUUUUGUUUCUCGAACCCGACUUUAGGAUAUCUGUUUUGGUUUUUUCAACUGACGAGGCGAUUUAGUUAUGUUGACGAAAAAGUUCUCUGACGAUUUUCUUUUAUUUCUCAGAAUGGAUAGAUUUUGUUUGAAGAACUUUCGACUUUUGCUGGAGUGACAUAUAGAGAAUCUUUUUGGCA
Molecule: messenger RNA, 1002 nt
Organism: Olea europaea var. sylvestris
Lineage: Eukaryota; Viridiplantae; Streptophyta; Magnoliopsida; Lamiales; Oleaceae
Product: B-cell receptor-associated protein 31-like
Exons: 1
Coding region: 297-632 (111 amino acids)
Biological process (GO): endoplasmic reticulum to Golgi vesicle-mediated transport; intracellular protein transport
Cellular component (GO): endoplasmic reticulum; endoplasmic reticulum membrane
Source: RefSeq, a predicted model, not a curated record